AAUGAUACUGUUACACCUGAGGAUGAAGAUAGUAACUUUACACCAGAUUACAACAGCUAUUUACAAACUUGUGAGAAAGCAGAUGUCCGUGGGUUCCGGUCUAUCUUCUUGCCAAUAAUGUAUGGAUGUAUUUUUGUGAUAGGGCUGGCAGGGAAUGGCUUAGUGAUGCUGAGGUAUGUCUGCUUUAACAGACUGAAAACUGGAACAGAUUAUUACAUGCUGAACUUGGCUCUAGCGGACAUGGUCUUCCUCUUCACCUUGCCUUUCUGGGCAGCUAGCACUGUCCAGACCUGGAUUUUCGGCAACGACAUGUGCAAAGUCAUAUUUUGUCUCUACAAAAUGAGCUUCUUUAGUGGGAUGUUCAUACUUAUGUCCGUGAGCAUUGAAAGAUACUUUGUUAUUGUCCUGGCCACCUCUGCCCACCGACACCGGUCCAGGACAGUGUUGAUCAGUAAACUCUCCAGUGCUCUCAUUUGGGUCGUUGCUUUCUUCCUGUCUAUCCCUGAGUUGAUCUACAGUGGUGUCAACACCAUUAAUGGUGAGAAAACUUGUGACAUUAUCUCUGCUGAAUUACAAAGCCUGAAUGCUGGACUCAAGAUCUCCCAGAUGGUUAUUGGAUUUCUUAUGCCGUUGAUCAUCAUGGUCUUCUGUUACAGCAUGAUUAUCAUGACACUGCUCCAUGUGCGUAAUUUUGAGAAGUACAAAGCCAUCAAGGUCAUCAUUGCCAUUGUUAUUGUGUUUUUGGUCUUCCAACUUCCUUACAAUAGUGUCAGCUUGAUUAAGACCUUUGAUAACAGCACUGAUUGCAAAAUCAGCAAGACCAUUGAUAUCGCCGAUUAUGUUACCUACACCCUUGCCUGUUUCCGAUGUUGCCUGAACCCAUUUCUCUAUGUCAUCAUUGGGGUCAAAUUCAGAAAUGACCUGUGCAAGUUCUUUCAAGACUUUGGUUGCCUGAGCCAGGAAAAAUUUGCAGAAUGGUCAACAGCCAAGCCAAGCAAGAGAGGCUCCUUUGCAAUGGACACUGACACAACAACCACAUUUUCUCCCUAA
Molecule: messenger RNA, 1050 nt
Organism: Staurois parvus
Lineage: Eukaryota; Metazoa; Chordata; Amphibia; Anura; Ranidae
Source: the annotation of a GenBank genome assembly